AUCUCAAGGUUGCAAUAGUUCCACUUGAAAACUGAUCAACGAGUACUCUCACAGUCCUUACGAUACCAGACAUUUCAUUGGCCCAAGCCACAGCCGCCAAUGUUACGAAAAAGAGACGCAAGGCUGGCAGCUCAUCACAAGAAAGAACCAUGACCACAAUCAUUCCUGAUCCUCACAUCACCUAGGCAUCCAUCACUCCAACAUAAUCAUGGCAAACAAAAGCAUCUCAUACGAAUACUCCAAGAUCACCCAACAAGGAAUCAUCAGACUAAUCCUCCUCCAACCAUCUCCAUCCCACGAGGCUCCGCUAGCCUGCUCCCUCAUCGACGUCUCACUCAAAGAUUGUGACAACGAUAUCCUCGAGCACUACGUCGCUCUCUCCUACGUCUGGGGAGACGCAACGCAGAAAGGCUCCAUAUCGAUCGAUGGCAAAUUCCUCGAGAUCACGGCUUCGCUUGAAUUGGGGCUGCGAUAUAUCAGGGAUAAAGCGAGAGUCUUGCGUAUUUGGGCAGAUGGCGUUUGUAUUGAUCAGAAUGAUGUCAAGGAUCGGAAUACGCAGGUUACGGUGAUGGCAUCCAUUUAUUCUGCGGCAAGACAUACGAUUAUUUUUCUUGGUCCCGGUAUCGCGAAGCAUGAGUCUUUGCUGGCGAGGAUGGUCGACUCGGAUUCUACUGAUGAAGUUGACUACGAUACCGAGUCCUUCAAAGAAGUGGCAGAUGAUGUAUUGGCCCACGCGUGGUUCGAGAGGGUCUGGGUACUGCAGGAAUUGGUGCUGUCUCCGGAUCCUUGGGUUCAACUUGGUCGAGUGCGUAUGAGGUGGGAUCAUUUCCUGCAAUACAUGUCUAAAGAAACCGAUGUCCGAUCCUCUCGCCAAGAACUUUUACAUGGCAUGGUUCAAAUCCGAAGUAACCACCAAGUUCAAAGGCACAAUACUGCAGGCACUGGAUGGUUUCAGCCAGCCACCAUGCUCGACAUCUUGGAGGCAAGAAGAGGCUUGGGUGUCACUGAUCCGAGGGAUAUGGUCUAUGCCCAUUUAGGCAUGGCAGAACCUUCUGUAAGAUCAGGGAUCGAUGUUGACUAUUCUAAGUCAAAAGCCAAAUUAUACGAGGAGAUAGCGACACAAGUCUGUGAUGUCUCCCGAGAUCUCUCCAUUCUUAGUUUUGUGGAGGAUGUCGACCUGGAGAAGCGACUCGAUCUAGCAUCAUGGGUCCCAGAUUGGUCGGUUACAUUACAGUCGAGUAGAGUUCCGAUCGAGAAGGCCUUCCGUGGAGGAACUCUAAAUUUGAUAAGUUUUAAUAUCCUUUAUGGACUUCAAGGUGUCCUUUCCUUUGAAGGGCAGUAUCACGGCACUGUUGUAGAGUUCUUACCUCGAGGAACUUUACUCUGCAGAGACCGCCACACUGUGCAUUACUAUGACGACUCUCUCAUGGAAAGGAUAUUCGAGUUAGAAUCUGUAGGGAUAGUCAGCGUCCUGCUCACGUAUUUUGCUCGUCUAGACAAGUCAUGGUUUAAAUCCCAAGGUCUUGUUCACUACUUACUAUUCGAAAGAUGCUUCAACCAACGUUCUUCAGACAGGUCAUGGCUUGGUGACAAGGAGGGAAGACGAGAAUCCUCAGACAAGCGGGUUCAACAUUCCCAAUUGAUGUCAGACAUGGUCCAAAAGCUCCCUCUGUCAACUAAAAACGCUCUUGAAGAGAAAUUCCCCGAUUCAAUACAGCUUGUAGAAAUUGUGUAUGCAUUCAUCAGCGACAUGUGUGGUCGACUUUCGGAUGAUGCAGAUAACCAGAUUGCAUUGGUACGAUGUGGAGAGGAUCUGAUAUAUUAUUGUGUUCCAAAACACGCCCGCGUCAACGAUAUUCUGGGCUGUCAUCCACUUCACAGAGAAAUAUUUCUAUUCCGUCCCCAUCUCCACGGAAAAGAUCCAACAGACUGCAACGAGUUCUUGCAGAAAGCACGGAAGAAACUCACUACUGGCGCUCGACCCCUCCUACCAGUGGAGGCUCAUUAA
Molecule: messenger RNA, 2008 nt
Organism: Mollisia scopiformis
Lineage: Eukaryota; Fungi; Ascomycota; Leotiomycetes; Helotiales; Mollisiaceae
Product: HET-domain-containing protein
Exons: 2
Coding region: 209-2008 (599 amino acids)
Source: RefSeq, a predicted model, not a curated record